Aaosphaeria arxii CBS 175.79 is the source of this 1969-nucleotide messenger RNA. RefSeq lists its product as uncharacterized. Gene Ontology annotation, biological process: amino acid transmembrane transport. Lineage: Eukaryota; Fungi; Ascomycota; Dothideomycetes; Pleosporales. Gene Ontology annotation, cellular component: membrane. Bases 109 to 1803 code for a protein of 564 amino acids. Gene Ontology annotation, molecular function: amino acid transmembrane transporter activity. The record is from RefSeq and is a predicted model, not a curated record. The transcript is spliced from 2 exons.
CUUUCUCUCACUCUUCUUACUCUAUUGCAACUCUCAUUCGUCUAACUUGUGCUGUUUGUUCCUGUUAUUGUUCUUCCUAAACCACCUACACACCUCGCCGUCACAAUCAUGAUGUCGGACGCGAAGGUUGUGGUCGACGAAAAGCAGGCCGCUCUCAACGGUUCUGACCAGGACUUGGCUCGAACCGAUACCGUAGAUGUUGGUGUAGUUGAGAAGGCGGAUCAGCUUCAACGCCAUCUCGGUAACAGACAGGUGCAGUUGAUUGCCAUUGGCGGCUCCAUUGGUACAGCUACAUUCGUCAGCAUCGCCAGUGGUCUGGUCAAAGGAGGCCCGGGGAGCUUGUUCCUCGCGUACGCCAUAUACUCGUGUGUUCUCGGUUUGGUCAAUAACAGCAUGGCUGAAAUGGCCACGUACAUGCCUGUAUCUGGAGGCUUCAUCCGCAUGGCCGGGCACUGGGUUGAUGAAUCGUUUGGCUUUAUGGCUGGUUGGAAUUUCUUCAUCUACGAAGCCAUCUUGAUUCCCUUCGAAAUCACCGCAUUAAAUCUCGUUUUGACCUUCUGGCGCGAUGACAUACCAGUGGAAGCCGUUGUAGCCUUUUGCAUCGUCACUUACUUCCUCAUCAAUGCAUUCGUCGUAAAAUACUACGGUGAGGCGGAGUUUUGGCUUGCCAUUGGCAAAGUUUUCCUCAUCCUGAUCCUUUUCUCAUUCACUCUUGUUACAAUGUGCGGUGGAAAUCCCAAGAAAGACGCAUACGGAUUCCGCGCCUGGCGCGACCCUGGUGCAUUUGCGGAGUACAUUACCACUGGAGAUCUUGGACGUUUCCAAGGAUUCCUUGGUUCUCUGUGGAGUGCUGCUUUCACAGUCGUUGGACCUGAAUACGUAUCGAUGAUCUCCGGAGAGACAAAGCUGCCUCGUCGAUAUCUUAAGAACGCAUUCAAAGCAACCUACGGGCGCUUUGCUUUCUUCUUUAUUGGAAGCGCUCUCUGCGUUGGAAUCGUGUUGCCCUACAACAACCCCACUCUUGUCUCCAUCCUAAGUGGAGAUUCCAAAGGAGCGGGUACUGCCGCCGCAUCUCCUUACGUUAUCGCUAUGAAGAACUUGGGCAUCAAUUCGCUCCCUCAUUUAACAAACGCCCUUCUUGUCACCAGCAUUUACUCAGCCGGAAACGCCUACACCUACUAUGGAACCCGUUCUUUGUACAGUCUGGCACUUGAAGGCCACGCUCCUGCGAUCCUCCGCAAGUGCACCAAGUCCGGCGUGCCACUAUACUGCUUGUGCAUUACCUGCCUCUUUCCUUUCCUCGCCUUCUUGAACGUUUCGAGCUCUACCGCCAAAGUUCUCGCCUGGUUCACGAACGUUAUUACUGCCGCCCAGAUCAUCGACUAUAUCGUGAUCUGCAUCACAUAUCUCUUCUUCUACAAGGCUUGCAAGGCACAGGGCGUCAACCGCCGUACCCUACCAUACUUCGGUUACUUCCAGCCCUACUCCGCAUGGAUUGGUCUUGUUUUCCUAACAAUGGUUGUCUGCACAUACGGAUAUGCCACAUUCCUACCUGGACGAUGGGCCAUUGACGGCUUCUUCACGCAUUACCUCAUGGUGUUUGUUUCGCCCUGCUUCUUCAUCGGCUGGAAGCUAGUCAAGCGCACCAAAUUCAUCCCGGCGAACGAGGCAGACUUGGUUUGGGAAGCUCCGGCAAUUGAUGCAUACGAAGAAGCUUACAACGAGCCUGCCGUGGGCUUCUGGACAGAGAUUCUGCAAAUGUUUGGACUGCGAAGGAAGCACAGCGAGAAGGCGGAGGCUUGAUCGGGGUGAUUCGAAGUCGUGGUCUAAACUGCACACAAGAUGACCUCGUCAUGUAUAGAUACAUAGUUAUUAUUGGGCGGCAACAACUCAUUCUGGAGUAAGAGGAUGUGGAGGUAGGGAGUCUUUGUGGUGGUCGUACAUACCAGCGUAUGCACUUAAAUACCAG